This is a messenger RNA of Phaedon cochleariae (mustard beetle), 726 nucleotides long. NCBI's taxonomy places the organism in Eukaryota, Metazoa, Arthropoda, Insecta, Coleoptera, Chrysomelidae. The record is from the annotation of a GenBank genome assembly.
AUGUUUUUGAUUUUCAAAGCUGCAGAAUGUGAAGCGCGUUGGGCUACCCUUCGAAACUUGUUUACGAGAGAAUCGAAAAAAGUUAAAGUGGUACCUUCUGGUUCAGGUGGAAAGGGAAAGACGUGGGUUUGGUUGGAGGAAAUGGGGUUUCUCUCUGAAUAUGUUCGAAGAAGGAAGACAAAAGGUAAUGUAUCGAAACCUCUACAAAGUCAGAAAAUAGAAGUUUCGAGUCAAUCUGAUAAUGUAUGGGAUACCAUGUCUGAAAUAUUUAAUACAAAUGAACCACAACAUAUUGAGGAAGCAGGGCAUGAUGAAAAUCUUGAUCCCAUGUCAGAUAUUGAGCUAGUCAGUGAUGAUGCAGAGCCAGAAAGAACUGCCACAGGAAAAAGAAAAUUGAACCAUGAAGAACCUCUUCCUGGUACCUCAACUUCAACUAAACCUGCCAAAAAAUCUUCACCAUCUAUUAGCAUUUUGCGAAAUGAGCGCCACGAGAAGAGGAGAAAGAUUAGUCAGCAAUCAACACUCAUUGAAACAAUGAAUAGUGCUUGGACUAAAUUUGACAAAGUUAUUAACCAAAGCAGCCAAAAAGAGGAACAACCUGAUUGUUUAUUCGGAAGAAUGGUGGCUGCUGAAUUAGGAAGCAUUGAAAAUAUCAACGUCAAAUUCACUGCCAAGCAGGAAAUAAUCAAGAUUCUCCACCUGGCAAAAAAUGAACAGAUGCAAUAA